Molecule: messenger RNA, 1079 nt
Organism: Spodoptera exigua (beet armyworm)
Lineage: Eukaryota; Metazoa; Arthropoda; Insecta; Lepidoptera; Noctuidae
Source: the annotation of a GenBank genome assembly
CGAAAUGUCAAAUUGACAACCUUAGCAAAACAUGACCAGUCAGUUUCAAUUUCUUAGGAGUAAAAAAUAAGUCUCACAUACAAGACCCUGUAAUUAAUUUAGAGUAUUUUAGAGGUACUCUAGGUUUCUUUCUUACAAUAUAAUUCAGCAAGUUGUCACCAAUGGCUGACGCAUUGUUUGGUUGGGAUUUAACUUUUAAAACCGUGGAGAAAGAUAUAAAGCGGAAAUCUGAUGUUAUCAUUGCAUUUAUUCAUUGGAACUUAUCGAAAAGAGGAUUUAGGAGUAUUGGAAUAGGAGAUGAGAGAACAUUAUCUGGAGAUGAAGAUAAAAGUGAGCUAUUACCAACUGGCUGGAAUGAUAAAGAAAACUAUGCUCUGAGAUAUGUUCUAAAUAACAAACUAUUUAUUCUGCAUGGAUUGAGUACUGAUGGAAAUCUUAUCAUUAAUCUCAUGAGAUCGGAAGAUUUGGCAGUGUCCAAUAUAGCUAUAAAGAUAGAAGAAACUGUGAAGGAUUUAUGUGGUCCUAUUGAUAAGAUUAUGCCAAAUCAUAAAGAGUUAAUAUACAAUGUAAAGCGGGAUUUAAUUGAUGUAGUCACAGAAAGACCUACUUCUAGUACUGAAACUCAAACUGUAAGAAGUGAAUCAACUACAAGGAGGCCUCCAGAAGAUCCACUGAGGGUUCCACCCCGGCCUAUGCCUGGGGUGAACCCCGACACUCCAGACCUAUGGGGAAUGCCACCACCUCGCCUGCCAAACAUCGGCAGUUCUGACUUGGAUCCAUUUGCACCUGGCGGCGGCGGCAUGCUAUUCAACCCGUUUGAACCUCGCAGAGACCUUGAGAAUCCUGGAUUGGGUAUACCUGGCGGGUUACCGAGAGGGGCUGUGCCACCAGGAGCUCGUUUUGAUCCCUUCGGUCCACCUGGCGGUCCCAUGCCAGGCCGCCGACCAGCACCACCGGAUGCAGAUCACCUACCGCCUCCCGGCUUCAAUGACAACAUGUUCAUGUAGUUCAUUUUAUAACUAUUAUUGUAUCUAACGAUUGUCCACAUCAUAACUAUGAAUAAAGUUACUUUAAAAAUA